AUGUGGAGAGUUGCGAGAUCUGCGGCGGCUAGUCUCCGACAAUCGCAUCGGCGGCUCUCGACAGCGAUUCCUGGACCGUGUAUUGUGCAUAAGCGUGGUGCUGAUAUUCUCCACGAUCCAUGGUUUAACAAGGACACAGGUUUUCCUUUGACAGAAAGAGAUCGGCUAGGGCUACGUGGUCUCCUCCCACCUCGUGUGAUAUCAUUUGAACAUCAAUAUGCUCGUUUUAUGGAGUCAUAUCAAUCGCUGGAAAAGAAUACUCAAGGUCAACAUGAAAAUUUUGUAUCAUUAGCAAAAUGGAGGAUUUUGAAUAGACUACAUGACCGGAAUGAGACAUUAUACUACCGAGUCCUGAUUGAUAACAUCAAGAAUUUUGCUCCAAUAAUAUAUACUCCAACAGUAGGAUUGGUAUGCCAAAACUAUUCUGGAUUGUUUAGACGUCCACGUGGAAUGUAUUUCAGUGCCAAAGAUAAGGGGGAGAUGAUGUCUAUGAUCUAUAAUUGGCCUUCUCAAGAGGUCGACAUGAUUGUGCUGACUGAUGGUAGUCGUAUUCUUGGUCUGGGUGAUCUUGGAGUUCAGGGAAUUGGUAUACCUAUUGGGAAGCUUGACAUGUAUGUUGCAGCUGCUGGCAUCAACCCCCAGAGAAUAUUGCCAGUUAUGCUCGAUGUUGGUACAAACAAUCAGAAGCUUCUUGAAGAUCGACUUUAUUUAGGACUGAGACAACCUAGACUUGAAGGAGAAGAAUAUUUGUCAAUUGUUGAUGAAUUCAUGGAAGCUGUUCAUGCACGUUGGCCGAAGGCUAUUGUGCAGUUUGAGGAUUUCCAAAUGAAGUGGGCAUUUGAAACACUAGAUCGCUACCGUAAAAGGUUUUGCAUGUUCAAUGAUGACAUACAGGGAACAGCUGGUGUUGCAUUGGCUGGGCUACUUGGCACAGUUAGAGCACAGGGACGGCCAUUGACUGAUUUUGCAAACCAAAAAAUAGUUGUGGUUGGAGCCGGAAGUGCUGGGCUUGGUGUUCUUAAAAUGGCCUUACAGGCUGUUUCCAGAAUGGCAGGACCGGAGGCAGAUCCUCACUUUUUCCUGCUUGACAAAGAUGGUCUUAUCACGAAAGAGAGAAAAGAUAUUGAUCCUGCAGCUGCACCUUUUGCCAAAACCCAAGGAGAAAUUGAAGGACUAGGACUUCAUGAGGGAGCCAGUCUUAAUGAAGUGGUCAAGAAGGUUAAGCCUCAUGUGCUUCUUGGCUUGUCUGGAGUUGGUGGUGUCUUUAAUGAGGAGGUCCUUAAGGCUAUGCGAGAGUCGGACUCCACUAAACCUGCUAUUUUUGCAAUGUCAAAUCCCACAGCAAAUGCCGAAUGCACUGCUGUUGAGGCUUUCAACCAUGCUGGUGAAGAUAUAGUAUUCGCAAGUGGGAGCCCCUUUGCAGAUGUUAAUCUUGGGAAUGGAAAAAUAGGCCACGUGAAUCAAGCAAAUAACAUGUACCUCUUUCCCGGGAUUGGGUUAGGAGCUCUUCUCUCUGGUGCUCAUAUUAUCACUGAUGGCAUGUUACAAGCAGCUGCUGAGUGUCUUGCAUCUUAUAUGACAGAUGAUGAAAUUCAAAGAGGUGUCUUGUAUCCAUCUAUUGAUAGUAUUCGGGAUAUUACAGCUGAAGUUGGAGCUGCCGUUUUGAGGACAGCUGUUGUAGAAGAAGUGGCUGAAGGGCGUGGCGAUGUGGGAUCCAGAGAACUGUCACACAUGUCGAAGGAGGGAAUUUUGCAAUAUGUGAAAGACAACAUGUGGUACCCAGUUUACAGCCCUCUUGUUCACGAAAAGUGA
This is a messenger RNA of Fraxinus pennsylvanica, 1812 nucleotides long. NCBI's taxonomy places the organism in Eukaryota, Viridiplantae, Streptophyta, Magnoliopsida, Lamiales, Oleaceae. The record is from the annotation of a GenBank genome assembly.